AAGAUGAUAGGAGAAGAAGACAUGGCCGCCGCCGCCUCUGCUGCUGCACCCUCCGAGCUGUGUCACGACCAGAAUCAGUGGGAAUUCAGUUGUGACUUCGAGGUGGAUUUUGAAUCAGAGGAGAAUGCUUCCAUGGUUUAUGCAGCUUUGGCUGUUGAUAAGGAGUUGCAGCCAGACAAAGUGAAGAGGCAAAUGUCUGUCUCUAAUGGGAAGCUUUCAGUGCACUUUGAAGCAGUAGAGGCAAGGUUUCUUCGUGCAUCAUAUUCAGCUCUUGUAGAUGCUCUUACGCUUGCCACGAAAACAAUUGAAGAGUUUGGGCCAGGAAUGCAGCUGUAACACGUAUAUGAACCUAUUACUUGUUCAGAUUUUCAUAGAAAUCAAGCUGUAGCCUCUGUUUUGUUGUUGUCACUGCUUGGAUGACAUUUUCAUUUAGAUUUAUAUAGCUUUCGCUUUUACUUUGAUGGGGCGAGUGUGUCUCGUUAUAUCCAACAUCAUUUCAGUUAAAUAGAAGUUGUGUUGAAAAUUCAUUGUGAUUUUGCCCUUCAGACAAUCAUAGGUGAGGAUGUGAGUUGGUUUUGGAGUUGCUUGAGGCAUGGUCUGUUGCCUUCCGAUACAGUUCUGUUUCUAUC
Rubroshorea leprosula is the source of this 629-nucleotide messenger RNA. The record is from the annotation of a GenBank genome assembly. NCBI's taxonomy places the organism in Eukaryota, Viridiplantae, Streptophyta, Magnoliopsida, Malvales, Dipterocarpaceae.